AUCUUAAUAACAAAAAAACCUGAUUUAAGUGAUCCUAUAUUACGAGCUAAAUUAGCAAAAGGUAUGGGACAUAAUUAUUAUGGUGAGCCUGCUUGGCCGAACGAUCUUUUAUAUAUUUUUCCAGUAGUUAUUUUAGGCACUAUUGCGUGUACUGUUGGUUUAGCUGUUUUAGAACCUUCAAUGAUUGGUGAACCUGCUAAUCCUUUUGCAACUCCUUUAGAAAUUUUACCAGAAUGGUAUUUUUUUCCAGUUUUUCAAAUACUUCGUACGGUACCUAAUAAACUUUUAGGUGUACUUUUAAUGGAGGCUGUUUUUCCGUACAAGUUGGAAUUGGUUCAAUUAGUUUUUGUACCGCAGGAAAAAAAACUAUUUUAGGUAAAUCAGUUUAUUUUUGAAAGCAUCGGUUUUUGGCCUUUUUUUGUC
This is a messenger RNA of Marchantia polymorpha subsp. ruderalis, 423 nucleotides long. Lineage: Eukaryota; Viridiplantae; Streptophyta; Marchantiopsida; Marchantiales; Marchantiaceae. The record is from the annotation of a GenBank genome assembly.